AUGGGACACAAGAAGAACAAGAAGCUUGAGAAACAGAAAAAGGAAAAACAAUUAUGGGGAGAGGAUUCAGAUGAUGAUUCGGAAGAGCAUCAUCAUUCCUCUUCCUUGUCAUCUUCUGAAAAGAAUAUCAAUUCUAAUUAUUACAAAUUAUUACAUGAUGAUUGUAGAGUCAUGGAACAAACGAUACUGGAUCAUGAACCAAAACAAUAUUGUCAAAAAAAGAAAUCAAGCAACGAGGAUGAUGAACAAGAGGCAACAUUGGCGAAACAAAAAAAGAAAAAAGUCAAAGAAGAAUCUGCAAACGGUUCGAGUGUAGCCUCUGCAUCAUCAGGAGCAUCGCCCUCUAAAAAAUCAAAGAAAAAGACCAUGUCAAAUUUAGAUUAUGUCAAUAUUUUGAAAGAGUCCUUAACAGAAGAUGAAAAACAAGAAUUUUUCAGCACGAAACAAACCACUCAACAUGUCUUGUCCCCACAAAAUUUACAAACAUCGAUCAGUGAAUAUUCAACUUAUUUAAAUAAUGUCAUAUCGAAUAGUAAUUAUUCCUCAAAUGGCGAUGCACUAUCCACUGCUGAAAAAUUGACCCUAGAACUUUCAAAGCAUUAUGAAGCAUUUAAACAUUCGUAUGAUCGAGGUGAAAGCUUGGCAGCAGUCGUCGUUCUAGUGAGCAAAAUUUCAAAAUUAAUUUUCAAUAGAGAGGAACGCAAUGCUUUCUAUUUAUGCAAAGGAUUGAAUUUGUUUUGUACAUUGAUGUCACGAAUGGCACCAGCGAUGAAUGAUUGUGAAGAGUACAGUCAAAUUGUGGACGAACUUGCUUUUAUCUUGUACAAAUUUGCAGAGCAUGCCAAGGCACGAUAUGUCAUGCUUGCAACUGGAGUAUUUUACUCACUCUGGUUGGUGGCUCAAGCGAGUAAGAAUUCGGCAACCAUUGUUCAUGUGAAUGAAGCGAUGGAACUACUCGGAGGUGCAAUAUCGAUGGGAUUUGAUUUGGGAAAUCUUUUAGUGCACUCAAACAAGCACUCUCCGGAUGUUGAAUUUCUUAAAUCAACACUCAGCGUGUAUGGAGAGGCUGAAUACGUUGUAGACACGUCAUACGGAUGUUUUCCAGAUACUUUUAUUGGUUUUUCUGAGAGUUAUGCCACCAGUGUUUCAGAAAAUGAUUUCAAUGUGAGCGUUCAUUAUGCCAUCGUUUCGUCACGAUCAAAUUUCCUUUCCAAUAAUUGUUUCAAGUGGAAUCCAAGAACAAAUGUAUUAAGCCCAAACGAGACAGGUCCAGGCUAUUACUUGCUGAUUGAUCCUGAAAUUUCAUGGUAUGCCGUAUUGAAAUUUAUGCAAGUGAUUUAUUCCGACAAGUUGUCUGCAUCUUAUGAGGAGUCUAAAACACUACGACCAAAGGAAGAGAGUCUGAAAAACUUUUCUCUAGAACAAAAGCUUAUAUCUGAAGGCUUUCCAAAACUUCUCAGCACUCUGUAUAAUGAAAAGACACGAACCAAUGCUACCAACUGUUUAGAAUCUCUUGGUGAAACCAAUGACGAAUCUGUGGUUGCCAUGCAAUCACUUUUCGAUGACUUUGAUGAACAGUUACUUAAGGAUGAAAUGAAUUUCUUCUUUGGAAAACCCGUGAAUUACACUUACUAUUAUUAUUUUGCAAUGACUACUACUCCUCCGCCUCCGACCAAUACAGUAACAAAACCAAACACAUACACUACCGACUUUCUGAAAAGAAAAACCAAAAUCAGACAACAUGCUAUCGUGUUAAAUGGUAUUGAGGAUGACUUGUCGACACUUUUCAAUAACCUUGUUCGAACAUGCUUUGAACGAGAUGGUAUCAUCAAUGAGGUAGCUGUAGACACCUUUUAUCCUGACAUCAAAAUUACCACAGAUAUUGAAGACUUACAAGAAAUUGACUAUAUUUUACAAGAAGAGUUGGAAAACAAUCCAUUGUUUGCAAAUGUGCUGGAAUGCAAAGGAUUUUAUUUACACAAGUCCAUUUUGUCGAGUAGAAGUGAAUUUUUCAAAAAGCUUCUGCAAUACGAUGGUAAAUCCAAUGAAGACUCGAAGGCCUAUCCCAUUUGUCACAUCAAUAAUUUUUCACUUUCAACCUUAUUUAUUGUAUUCCAAUUUAUUUAUGGAGGUCUACGGGAAGACAUGACCAUGUAUACUGAGAAUCUUGUGGAGGUGUUCGUUGCUUCUGAUUUAUUCCUAUUAUAUGGAUUGAAAAAGUUUUGUGAACAGAAAAUUUGUGAAACUAUUACGGAGGAGAAUGUGGAGCAACUAUAUGCAAUAUCCAUUAUUUACAACUCUGAAUUGAUACGAGACAAGUGCAAAGUAUUGAUGUUUCAACAAAACAUUGUAUUCAGUACAAAUAUUAAGGAUUUUAAGUGA
Naegleria lovaniensis is the source of this 2382-nucleotide messenger RNA. RefSeq lists its product as uncharacterized. NCBI's taxonomy places the organism in Eukaryota, Heterolobosea, Eutetramitea, Acrasida, Naegleriidae. The transcript is spliced from 2 exons. Gene Ontology annotation, molecular function: protein binding. The coding region runs from base 1 to 2382 and encodes 793 amino acids. The record is from RefSeq and is a predicted model, not a curated record.